AUGGCCGCCACGAUGACUACAUACGCGCCUAUCCUUGACGCCGCUCAGCACGAGGAGGUUGACUUCAUGACCAUGUUCACCAACCAAAACGACGACGUCGUCGCCAAAACUGAGGCGACCACGACCAAGCCGGCACUCACCCAGGGCCUGGCUGCGCCGGCUGGCCCGGCUCCGACCACUCUACCUGCCGCCGACCCCCUCCCGAUGUUCGACGCCCACGCACCACCCACUGCCGAUGCUUCAGCUUGGCAGCAGCAGCAGCACGCUCAGUUCCAGUACCCGCUGCACCCGAUGUCCAUGCCCGUGCCCCAUGGUGUCGCGUACCCGGCUCACAUGAUGUACCACCCUCAGCCACCACUGGGGCCUCCCUUUAUGCCCGGCCAGAUGGGCCUUAUGGCGCAGUAUGUCGAGCCUGCAGCCCUUCCUGGGGCGCAGCCGGCAUACUCGGCAUACCCCGCUCCACCAUCUGCCUUGCCCACGUCUGCGGACAUUGAGGCCAAGCCCAUGGUCACUACCCCACCUGCCACUGGCGCGUCGGCCGGGACUCCCCCUGCUUCCACUGCCGCAACUGCCAACGGCAGGUCGCCUUCGUCGGGCACCAACUCGCCAAACGGUCCUGCCCCUCCGGCCGCAGGGCGUCGCAAGCGCAAGCUCAUGCCCGAGGACAAGCGUCGCAUCUGUGAAAUUUACCGCAACUCGCAGGGCAAGAUUCGCCAGGAGGACAUUGCCAAGGAGUACUCUGUUGACCGGAGUACCAUUUCCAAGAUCCUCAACCAGGAGGAGCGCUGGCUGGACCCCGAGCAGUCUGGCAGUGCCGCUGGCCUCUCCCGCCGGCCUGGUGGCCGCUACCCCGCCAUCGAGGAGGACAUUCAUCGCUGGCUUGAUGAGGCUGUGCUCGCUGGCCGCGAGGUACGCGACUCUGAGGCGCGCGAAGAAGCCCUCAAGAUUGGUCUGCGCUUGGGCCACCCCCAUUUCCAGGCCUCGUCCAAGUGGUGGGACGGUGUCAAGCGCCGCCGCCUGGAGGAGGGUCGCGCUAUGCCCAUGCCUCGUCGCCCACCAACUGCGCCUCGCGCCCCCACCCAGCACAUGCCUGGUCUUGUCCGCACAUACACGAUGGACAUGCCGAGCCAGAGUUUCCCCAUGGCAGGUCCCAGUGCCUACCCCCUUAUCGCUCCUGGUGUCCUUGCGGCCACUGGUGGCCCUGCUAUUAUGCCUGGUAUGCCUCAGGCCAUGCGUGCGCGCUCGCAGUCGUCUCCGCAGGUGUUCAACUCGUAUGUCCCGGCCCAGCAGGCGCCGUCGUCUGGCCCUGCUCCUCGGCAGCGCAUGAGCCCACCACGUCACUCGCCGGUGACACCUCUGAGCCGCAACCGCUCUUAUCACGGCUCGUCUGCAGGCUCGUCGCCCAUUGGCCGCCCAUCACCACUCCACCGCGCCAACUCGUCCGGCGGGCGUCCCUCGCCCCACCUCAGACUCGGUGCCUCGGCAUUUGGCCUUACUCCAAUGUCUGAGCCCCAGAAUGUCCUGCAUACGCCCACGCAUACCAACGGCCUUGCUGAGAUGCAGCACGCUGGUACCACGACCCCAACGACGUCGGCGACCGCGUCCAUGCCAUCGCUCUCCCCACUGUCUAUGUCUGAGUCGUCAGACAUGGCAACUGUUCCCACGGUUCUUUCGCCCAGCACGCCGUGCACGCCAGCGCAGCCCACGUUUGCUGUCGUGCCUGGCCAACCUGAGCACAUGGACAUGGUCGGCGGCUGUGCACCCCAGUCCCUCAUCUACACACACCACCCGCAGCACAUGGUCGUGGGUGGAUACCCUGGGUCACGCUAUGCGCAACCCAUGUACCCGGGGUACGAGUACGUGCAGGGUCAGUGGUAG
Cutaneotrichosporon cavernicola is the source of this 1878-nucleotide messenger RNA. RefSeq lists its product as uncharacterized. Bases 1 to 1878 code for a protein of 625 amino acids. The record is from RefSeq and is a predicted model, not a curated record. The transcript has a single exon. NCBI's taxonomy places the organism in Eukaryota, Fungi, Basidiomycota, Tremellomycetes, Trichosporonales, Trichosporonaceae.